Arabidopsis arenosa is the source of this 2268-nucleotide messenger RNA. NCBI's taxonomy places the organism in Eukaryota, Viridiplantae, Streptophyta, Magnoliopsida, Brassicales, Brassicaceae. The record is from the annotation of a GenBank genome assembly.
AUAAGCUCAAUUUCAAAUACUUGAGAAGCGGCGUCGCUCAGUGUCUGGGAAUUUGCAACGGUAGAACUCUCUUCUCUUGCAAUUGAGUUUCUGGGAAGAACAAAGCAGAAGAUCUGGAGAUUUCAGGAUAAUGGCGUUCGCAAAGGCACCACGACUAAGUAGAGAUGAUAUUCUUGGAAAUCGAGUGGGCACUAGGAGUUUCAAAAUCUUCUCUGAUAAUCAGAAAACUGAUCCAGCCGGUACAGUAGUUACUUCACAGAAGACUCGUAUUCCUUUGAGGAGAAAGUCUGUUACAAUUAGCAAUGGAGCAGCUUCUAACACAAACAAUAUGAAGAAGGAAAAUUCGAGAAUCACAGGAAAGGGCAAAAUCAGCAAUCAAAAUUCUGAGGAAUAUACUAAAGUCACAAGAAAAGCUUUGGCUGAUUUAAGUAAUCUUGGUGGGAACACUCUAAGGAUUCCAACGCUUUGUGGCAGCAGUACCAUGAAAUGGAAAGGUGUAAAAUGUGCAAAUUCUCAAAGGAUUUCAGUUGGUUCAACCAGAGUUAAUAAUAUUUCAGUGAAAAAGUCAACCAAGGAGCUUGAGAGUAAAAGAACAACCGAACUUGGAAACAAUAACCCUUGCAAGACAGGUAAGAAAUUCAUCAAAAACAACACCCUGAGCCUUGGAUCAACGGCUGGUGGAACAAGAAAUUCCUUACCAACUUUUAAGAGAACAAGCCUCACAGAUAAGAGCUUAAAAAAGUUCAAUGUCUCAAGCUUAAAUUCGAGACAAUUGGGUCAGGGUCUAGCCAGUAAAGUCAGCAACAAAGCUGUCCCACAGCUGAGGAGUGCCGGAACCUAUACUUGGAAAACUCGGACAAGUGUAGGCUCUAUACCAUCGGACCGCAACAGACAGAGUACGAAUAACGUCCGUAUCGUAAGGAAAUCUAUCAAGAUCCAGACAACUGUAAAGACGUCGCUACAAAACCGUAGUUCUCUUAAGAAGCCCCCAGUGGGUAGAAGUAAAUCAAGAUCUAUUUCUUUAAUCCCUUCUUCUGAAAUAGUUGCCUCUACGCUGUCACUUCCGAAAAAGGUUGAAACAAAAUGUCUCGAAGAAGACACUCAAGGAGAGAGUUCAUCUAGUAGAAACAAAGACCCAACAACAAAAGUGUUGGAUGUUACAGCGAAGCCAAAAUCAAAACGUAGAAAGUCUUUCACAUCUCUACUAGUGGAUGGAUCAAAGUUCGAUGAGAAAAAUGGUGAAACCACAGAGGCAGAGAAACUUCCAAACAUUGAUGAUGAAUCCAAUCAGUUGGAAGUUGCAGAAUAUGUGGAUGACAUAUAUCAGUUCUAUUGGACUGCAGAGGCAUUAAAUCCAGCUUUGGGACACUACUUGUCAGCUCAUGCAGAAGUCAGUCCAGUUACGCGUGGAAUUUUGAUCAACUGGCUUAUCGAAGUUCAUUUCAAAUUUGAUCUAAUGCAUGAGACUCUCUACUUGACAAUGGACUUAUUAGACCGUUACCUCUCCCAAGUUCCAGUACAUAAAAAUGAGAUGCAAUUGAUUGGUCUUACUGCACUCUUAUUGGCAUCUAAAUAUGAGGACUAUUGGCAUCCUAGGAUCAAAGACUUGAUUAGCAUAUCCGCAGAAUCAUAUACCAGAGAACAGAUCUUGGGAAUGGAGAGGAUUAUGCUUAAACAGUUAAAGUUCCGUUUGAAUGCACCCACCCCUUACGUUUUCAUGUUGAGGUUCCUAAAAGCUGCUCAAUCAAAUAAGAAGCUUGAACAACUGGCCUUCUAUCUUAUCGAGUUGUGCUUGGUCGAGUACGAAGCUUUGAAGUAUAAGCCAUCAUUGCUAUGUGCAUCAGCCAUUUAUGUUGCCCGGUGCACUUUGCAUAUGACUCCAGUUUGGACCUCGCUCCUAAACAACCAUACACACUACAGUGUCUCCCAGAUGAAGGAUUGUUCUGACAUGAUCUUAAGGUUUCACAAAGCUGCUAAAACAGGAAAACUGAGAGUCACUUAUGAGAAGUACAUGAAUCCAGAUCACAGUAACGUCGCAGUCUUGAAACCCUUGGAUAAACUCCCUCUCUAAGUUGAACUCUUCAAAAGUCAUGGAAUGCCUCACCAGUCUAAAGGUGUAUAUCUAUACAUAUGUUCAUGUAGCUGGAAACUUGUUUUCUGUUCGCUUUCUCUAUUUAACGGAUCUUGUUCAUUCUUACUUGGAAAUUGCAGGGAGAUACAGCAUCUACAUGGACUGUAGCCGGAUAUUAAGAAAACUCAGGCUAAUGG